Messenger RNA from Solanum lycopersicum (tomato), 1248 nucleotides. RefSeq lists its product as uncharacterized. The record is from RefSeq and is a predicted model, not a curated record. Gene Ontology annotation, biological process: endoplasmic reticulum to Golgi vesicle-mediated transport. Lineage: Eukaryota; Viridiplantae; Streptophyta; Magnoliopsida; Solanales; Solanaceae. Gene Ontology annotation, cellular component: nucleus; cytoplasm; TRAPP complex.
AAUGGAGUGGCGUCAACAUUUAGAUCCGAACUCCAGAUGAUUACAGGCCCAACUUUCACUACAGCAGAGUUUCUUCUUCGGCCCAGUUUUACGGCACUCUGCCUUCUCUGCGAACUUCUCCGUCCCGUUUCUUCGGCGAACUCCUCGCGAUCUCUUCUCGAAAUCGAGCUGGAUUUAGGGAUCCGAAAAUUUAAAGGAAAAUGGCAAGCACAGCAUGUUUUAUGAUUGUAAGCAGGAAUGAUAUCCCUAUCUACGAAGCUGAAGUUGGCACUGCGCCAAAGAAAGAAGAUGCUGCUCAUCAGCACCAGUUUAUAUUACAUGCAGCAUUGGAUAUUGUCCAGGACCUUGCAUGGACUACAAGUGCUAUGUUCUUGAAAUCAAUUGACAGAUUCAAUGAUUUGGUGGUUUCUGUUUACGUCACUGCUGGUCAUACGCGAUUGAUGCUGCUUCAUGACUCUCGCAAUGAUGAUGGGAUAAAAAGCUUCUUCCAGGAGGUCCAUGAACUAUAUAUAAAGAUACUUUUGAAUCCUCUGUAUUUGCCAGGAUCUCGCAUCACAUCCUCUCACUUUGAUACUAAAGUUAGAGCCCUUGCAAGAAAGUACCUCUGAGCCAAACUAUGGACCAAAGCUAAACAAGAAUCAUAUUGCAUUCAAAGUUCGUUCCUUGUAAAAUUGAUUCGCUAUUGAUGACUGGUUAUUGUGUUUGGAGUGAUCAUAUUUCUCAUGGUAAAUGAUAAGUUGACUACUGGACCUUCUCAUAUUAUAUAACCGCAACAAGUGGUGAUAAACUGAGCCUAGUUUGUAGGAGUAAUUGUUUUGUUAUAUCCUAGUCUACUACAAUGGAUCCAUUGCAUCUAUAUGCCAUGCUAUUGAGGCAAGUGAAGCAACUAACUAGCUCUUGGCUUUCGAAGACUUGUCAUUGGCCCCCUGGUUGUCGACGGUGGGACUUACCUUUUUUGCCAUUAAUAGCACUGCACAAUCCACAUGCAAAAACCUUAGGAGAUGGUGGCUCUGCUGUCGGGUUCACCCCUCCACCGCCGUUGAAUCCUCUCCUCCGUGUGGAUCCAAUGGUUGUUGAUGAAGUCUUCACCUGCAGCAUCAAUUCCUCUUUGGGUUUUCCUAGUCGUGUUUUGUUAGUUUCUUCUUUAUGUUUGACUGGGUGAUUGAUCAGUUCACCUGUUAAGUAUUUGUCGUCCCAUAUAAAUCCAGAUGAACCUUGUCUGCGGAAUGAAAUCGCUGAUCUUUGCAA